AAUAUAUGCCUAAACUUAUGUACAGGAGUGUUGCUUUUAAAUGUUGCUAAAUCUUUUACCUUUAUGAUCAAUAGUUUCCGUGUUCUGAUAUCCUUGACAGUUGCUCAAUCUCUCUAUUCUGUGAUCAAUAGUUUCCUUCUUCCAAUAUCUUGUUUCCUUGGUUCCCGGCUUGGUUCAUGGAUUGACUUUGUUUGCUCUGAUGUAUCCUUCAUACUGGUAAAUCCUAUAUAUCAGCAAUGGUCAGCACCCAGCACCGAACACCGAACACCAGCAACCUUUGACAUUCAAAUUUCAAACCAGAAUUUCUACAUCAUGAUUGAAGUCAACCAUUAUCUCUAUCUUGCACAGAUGGAAAUUCUAAUAAUUUCUUACUCUAACGAUGAUGAUGAUCAGCAGUAUCUGACAUGCAACAGCACCUACAACUGUGAAAUCUUAAAAGACAUAGGCUACCCUUUUUGGGGCAAUGGCCGGUCCCAAUUCUGUGGCUACCAAGGGUUUGAACUCCUCUGUGAAGAAAGGCAGUACUCCACAAUGGAUGUUGACGGACAGAAGUUUCUAGUACUGGAUAUAAGUCGUUCAGCUGCUGCAACAAUGACCAUAGCUCCUACAGGGAUAUGGGGACAAGAUGCUUGUCCUAAGAAAUUCAUCGACAUCUCCUUGAGCCAAAGCCUUUUCACAUUAGCUCCAUCUGCUCAGAACCUCAGCUUCUUCUACGGCUGCCCUCCACAGACAGAUCACAUACCUGUUAGGAACAAAUUUAACUACACCAUCAAUGGCAGUUCGCAGGAUGCUUAUUUUGUAGACAAAUCGCUGUUGAGGAUUAAUCCUCCCAACCUCACAAAGUGCAACAUCAGCAUCUCUCUUCCUGUGAAUCAGAUGGCUGUUGAAGCACUGUUGAUUGGAAAUGAGGGUGUGGGUAUUGCUCUGAAUGAAGGGUUUGAUGUACCGUAUACCUCAGUUAUCAUGACCUGUUCUGCCUGCCAGAAUUCAGGUGGGAGAUGUGGAUCAAACAUUACAUCGCUUGAGUUCUUAUGCCUCUGCCCUGACCAACCUUACCCUCGAAUGUGUCUCAAACCUGGUACGCAUGUUUAUUCUUUUCACAUGAACAAGAUGUUUCUCCUCAUUGUUUUCCUCUAUGUGAUUCUUGAUCUUAAACAUCCUAAAAUUAACGUUCUCUUGGAUGAGUUCAUAGAGUGUAACCGUUCUGCUUCCUUCGAGUGCGGCCGCCAGGGAACCUUUUACUAUCCUUUUUGGAACGAAAAUACUCCGGAGCCGGAGUAUUGUCAUCCUCUUGGAUUCCACUUGAAAGACUGCGAAAAAGAUGUUCCCACCAUAGACUUCGGCCCAGAUGGUUUAUUCCUCCUGCAGGACGCAAACCCAUCAGAUUACACAUUGAUGAUUGCUCCAAUGAAUCCAGAGACAUAUGUUUGUCCCGAGGCACCACAAUACAGAACUCUGCCGCCCAUUUUCUUGAAAUUCUCCGAAACCAAUACAAACCUCACUCUGUUCUAUAACUGUACUGCACCACCCCCACCUAGUUGGGUACUGCUUGGAAAUAAGAUUGAGGUUUGCGGACCAAUGACAGCAACAGACUCUUCUUUACGCAUCAUUGGGAGGAACUUGAGAAGGAUGAUGACUACAAGUGCAGUACACUACUAAAUUUCCAUCAUUCAACAACAUGGAAGCACGUCGGUGAAAGUGCUACCCAUGUUGCUGAAAGUACUUUAGCAACAUGAAGCAUGUUGCUAAAGCCUUUCUUGGUGAAGCCAUGCUCAGUAAUGUAUCAGCAACAAGGUCCAUGUUGCUGAUACCUGGCACCCUCUUCACUGAUGUACCUCUUGUUGCUGAAAAUGGAGAUUUACCGACAUGGUUCAUGUUGCU
Rubroshorea leprosula is the source of this 1881-nucleotide messenger RNA. Lineage: Eukaryota; Viridiplantae; Streptophyta; Magnoliopsida; Malvales; Dipterocarpaceae. The record is from the annotation of a GenBank genome assembly.